UCAGCCAAAUCAACACAUACCCGUGUCAUGCCAUGCCUUGCUUGGGAACCUGUUUGUCCGCUUUGGAAGUCCAUAUUGCUUCUGACAGGAGGGCUGAGGCAAAGAGUCCCUGGCAGCUCCCAUAGAGAGAGGGAGAGAACAAGAGAGAGCAAACACACGCUUAUCAGUAGCUGGGUGUAAAAAAAAAGAGAAAAUUCCUCUCUUAACGCGACAGGGUGAUACCUGCAGAGCUUUUUAAGCAGUGGACGCCAACGCUAUCAAACACCUAAUGGAACCUCUGUUGAUGUCCUAAACGGCGAAAUGUUGAUGCUGGUGUAGAACUGAUAAAGGAGAAUUCAGUCAUGACGAGGCACCACAGAUCUAAAAGCUUCUCGGACAGCCUACUGCUGGAGGACGAUGGGAAAGGGGGUGUGGUCGUUGCCGGCAUCAAAGGUGAUCCUACCACCAGUCAGGGACUCAAAGAAGGAGACGAAAUUGUUGGUGCCACCAUCAACUUUGAUGACUUGAAAAAAGAUGAAAUCCUUGACAUAUUGAAGCUCAUUGAGCCAUACAAUGACAAGAUUCAAGUGCUCACGAAGGAGGCCAGCAAAAGCAUGGGCAACCUGGACCGCUUAGUCAAAGCUCCACAGGAGAUGCUGACGGAUUCAUACAGCAAGCUUUUCAAUAAUAAAGUGAAGAAAUUCCUGAAAGACAGUCCAUCUUCAGAGGCCUCAACCAGGAAUUCAUCUCCACAAGGCCUCCCAGAGGGGUCGAAAGCCGAAACGGAACCCGCAAGAGACGACACUUCUCUUGACCUGGGCAUUGACUUGCCCUCUUUGAAUGGUAACCUGACAGUUGAAAGCUUGCUUGAAGCGGCGAAAGGGAAGCGAAAAUCCAAAGAGCCAGCAACUGAUGUCAAGGAUCCGAACAUUUCUGCAGACCCAAAUAUUGAUGGGAUUGCUUCACAAACACCAGAAAAGACCUUGACACCAGAAGUGUCUUUACCUCAAGUUGAUGUAGAAGUACCUGGUGAAAUAAGUGGAGGGUUUUUGGUAGAUUUGUCUUCAGACAUCAGCGCAUCACCUCCAAACAUUGUAGGGGACAAAAGUCCUGCGUCUUCCAAUCUUGACAUCAGUCUUCCGAAGUUUGAUGUUGAAAGUCCUGAGGCAAGAGUUAAGUUGACAGAUGACAUACAGGUUCCAAGUUCCAACAUCGAACUGGAUGUCAAUGCAGAGGGUAAUGCCUUGGAUGCUGACGUUGCCCUACCUAAUGUCAAUGUCCACAUCCCAUCAAAAAGCAAGAGCAAACCUAAAAGGAAGUCAAAGAGUAGGCUGAAAGCACCAGAGCUAGAUCUUGAUACUCCCUCAGGUUAUGAGUAUAAGUCAACUGGGGUACCUGACCUGAACCUUGAUGUUCCCUCUGCUUAUAAAUAUGUCCCAGCUGCAUUGCCAGAUCUGAACCUUGAUGUCACUUCAGCAUACAACUACGUCCCAGAAGGUCUACCAGACCUUAAUGUCGAUAUGCCCUCUGCAUAUCAAUACACGUCAAGGAAGCUGGCCAAGGAAAUGCCAACUUUAAACAUUGCAAGUCCCAAAACAAAGAAAAAAUUGAAAACACCAAAAUUAAAAACUGAAGGUUCAAAAGCUGAUCUGUCAGUUCCCACAGCUGAAAUUGACCUGAAAGUACCUGGCAUAGAUGCAGAUACAGAACUGCCCAAUAUCCCCUCACUGUCCAAAGGAUCAACUCUGGACAUUGGUGGAGGAAUAGAUCUUAAUACCAAGUCACCUAAAUUGACAAGUGAGCUUGAUUUGCCAAACCUGAGUGGACCCCAACCAGAACUAGAAAUCAAUGUCCCAGACGCUGAAGGUCCAUCUGGAAAAUUCAAAAUGCCAAAGUUUAAACUACCCAAAUUCAGUUUUUCUGGCUUAAAAUCACCAAACACGGCAGUGGAUGGAAGUCUAAGCACACCUGAUGCAACAAUUUCAUCACCCAAGCUAAAAGUGAAAGGUCCAAAAACAGAUAUCAAUUUACCUAAUUUAAAUGUUGAUACAGAUACUAAACUAGAUGUUAGUCUCCCCAAUGCAGAUUUAGAUAUGCCUAGUGCCAAACUUCCAAAGUUUAAGAAACCAAAGGUAGAUCUGUCCGCUCCAGAUGUCGACAUUGAUGGCCCAUCUGGAAAACUGAAGAUGCCUAAAUUUGGUCUAUCAGGAACGUUGCCAAAAGGGCCAGAGGCUGACCUGAAAAUGCCAGAUCUGAAUCUCAGUGGACCAAAGUUGAAAGGGGACCUCAGUGUUCCGGAUGCAGAUGUACGCAUUGGAAAACCCGACCUUAAUAGUCCUGAAUUAGACCUCAAGGCUCCUGAUUUGGACAUUAAUGCUCCGUCUGGGACACUGAAAAUGCCAAAAUUCAAAAUGCCAAAAUUUAGUCUUUCAGGACUGAAAGGUCCAGAUGUUGAUGUGGAUGCCAACCUAGAUGGACCUGAUCUCAAAGGAGAAUUUAAAACUCCAAAACUGAGUUCCCCAAAUCUAAAACUGAAAGGUCCAAAGCUAGAUGUUGACAUGCCCAAUGCCAACUUAGAUAUGCCAAGUCCCAAACUACCAAAACUGAAGAAACCAAAGGUAGAUCUUUCAGCUCCAGAUUUUGACAUUGAUGGCCCAUCUGGAAAACUCAAAAUGCCAAAAUUUGGUUUCUCAGGGACAUUGCCGAAAGGGCCAGACGCUGACAUGAAAAUGCCAGAUCUGAAUCUCAGUGGUCCAAAGCUGAAAGGAGACAUCAGUGUUCCUGAUGCAGACAUACAUCUUGGGAAACCUGACCUUAAAGGUCCUGAAUUUGACCUCAAGGCUCCCAAUUUGGACAUCGAUUCUCCAUCUGGGACACUGAAAAUGCCAAAAUUCAAAAUGCCAAAGUUUAGUCUUCCAGGACUGAAAGGUCCAGAUGUUGAUAUAGACGGAGGUCUAGAUGGACCCGAUCUCAAAGGAGAAUUUAAAACUCCAAAACUGAGUUCCCCAAAUCUAAAACUGAAAAGUCCAAAACUAGAUGUUGACAUCCCUAAUGCCAACUUGGAUAUGCCAAGUGCCAAACUACCAAAACUGAAGAAACCAAAGGUAGAUUUUUCAGCUCCAGAUUUUGACAUUGAUGGUCCAUCUGGAAAACUGAAAAUGCCAGACCUGAAUCUCAGUGGACCAAAGCUGAAAGGGGACCUUAGUGUUCCUGAUGCAGACAUACAUCUUGGGAAACCUGACCUUAAGGGUCCUGAAUUAGACCUCAAGGCUCCCAAUUUGGACAUCGAUUCUCCAUCUGGGACACUGAAAAUGCCAAAAUUCAAAAUGCCAAAAUUUAGUCUUCCAGGACUGAAAGGUCCAGAUGUUGAUGUGGAUGGUGGUCUAGAUGGACCUGAUCUCAGUGUUUCACCACCCAAAAUUGGAGCAGCAUUAGAUGCGCCUAAUGUGGAUUUUAAACUUCCAAAAGGGACGCUAAAAGGUCCCAAAGCAGAUAUAGACUUACCUGACGCUGAUAUAGGCAAGCCAUCUGGUAAAUUUAAAUGGCCUACAUUUAAAAUGCCAGACUUCGGCCUCUCAGGACCAAAGGUUAAAGGGCCGGACUAUGAACUCAAUACUCCAGACAUAGACGUCUCUGCUCCAAAAUUCAAAGGAGAAUUUAAAAGUCCAAAGCUGGGUUCCCCAAAUCUAAAACUGAAAAGUCCAAAGCUAGAUGUUGACAUGCCUAACGCCAACUUAGAUAUGCCAAGUGCCAAACUACCAAAACUGAAGAAACCAAAAGUAGAUCUUUCCGCUCCAGAUUUUGACAUUGAUGGCCCAUCUGGAAAACUGAAAAUGCCAAAAUUUGGUCUAUCAGGAACGUUGCCAAAAGGGCCAGAGGCUGACAUGAAAAUGCCAAAUCUGAAUCUCAGUGGACCAAAGCUGAAAGGGGACCUUAGUAUUCCUGAUGCAGACAUACAUCUUGCGAAACCUGACCUUAAAGGUCCUGAAUUAGACCUCAAGGCUCCCAAUUUGGACAUUGAUUCUCCAUAUGGGACACUAAAAAUGCCAAAAUUCAAAAUGCCAAAGUUUAGUCUUUCAGGACUGAAAGGUCCAGAUGUCGAUGUGGAUGGCGGUCUAGAUGCACCCGAUCUCAAAGGAGAAUUCAAAACUCCAAAACUCAGUUCCCCAAAUCUAAAACUGAAAAGUCCAAAAUUAGAUGUUGACAUGCCUAAUGCCAACUUAGAUAUGCCAAGUGCCAAACUACCAAAACUGAAGAAACCAAAAGUAGAUCUUUCCGCUCCAGAUUUUGACAUUGAUGGUCCAUCUGGAAAACUGAAAAUGCCAGAUCUGAAUCUCAGUGGUCCAAAGCUGAAAGGAGACCUCAGUGUUCCUGAUGCAGAUAUACAUUUUUGGAAACCUGACCUUAAGGGUCCUGAAUUAGACCUCAAGGCUCCCAAUUUGGACAUCGAUUCUCCGUCUGGGACACUGAAAAUGCCAAAGUUCAAAAUGCCAAAAUUUAGUCUUCCAGGACUGAAAGGUCCAGAUGUUGAUGUGGAUGGCGGUCUAGACGGACCCGAUCUCAGUGUUUCACCGUCCAAAAUUGGAGCAGCAUUAGAUGUGCCUGAUGUGGAUGUUAAACUUCCAAAAGGGACGCUAAAAGGUCCUAAAGCAGAUAUAGACUUACCUGACGCUGAUAUAGGCAAGCCAUCUGGUAAAUUUAAAUGGCCUACAUUUAAAAUGCCCGACUUUGGCCUCUCAGGACCAAAGGUUAAAGGGCCUGAACUCAAUACUCCAGGUAUAGACGUCUCUGCUCCAAAAUUCAAAGGAGAAAUUAAAGCUCCAAAACUGAGUUCCCCAAAUCUAAAACUGAAAAGUCCAAAGCUAGAUGUUGAUGUACCUAAUGGUGACUUAGAUAUGCCUAGUGUCAAACUACCAAAAUUGAAGAAACCAAAUGUAGAUCUUUCCGCUCCAGAUGUUGACAUUGAUGGUCCAUCUGGAAAACUGAAGAUGCCUAAAUUCGGUUUCUCUGGGACGUUGCCAAAAGGGUCAAUUGAUGGUCCUGACGUGAAUAUUACAGCUCCUAAUGCAGACUUAAAUAUGCCAAGUGCCAAACUACCAAAAUUGAAGAAACCAAAUGUAGAUCUUUCCGCUCCAGAUGUUGACAUUGAUGGUCCAUCUGGAAAACUGAAGAUGCCUAAAUUCGGUUUCUCUGGGACGUUGCCAAAAGGGUCAAUUGAUGGUCCUGACGUGAAUAUUACAGCUCCUAAUGCAGACUUAAAUAUGCCAAGUGCCAAACUACCAAAAUUGAAGAAACCAAAGGUAGAUCUUACAGCUCCAGAUGUUGACAUUGAUGGUCCAUCUGGAAAACUGAAGAUGCCUAAAUUUGGUCUGUCAGGGACAUUGCCAAAAGGGUCAAUUGAUGGACCUGAUGUGAGCAUUAAAGCUCCUAAUGCAGACUUAAAUAUGCCUACCGGUAAACUCUCAAAGGUAAAGAAACCCAAAGUUGAUCUUUCAGAUCCUAAAUUUGGUCUUUCGGGAACAUUACCAAAAGGAUCGAUAGAUGGACCUGAUGUGGACAUUAAAGCCCCCAAAGCACAUCUGAAAGGUCCCAAAGCAGAUAUGGACUUUCCAGAUUUUACUUUGGGUAAGGGUUCUAACUUGAGCCUCUCAGGACCAAAGAUGAAAGGGCCUGACCUUGACCUUGGCUCUUCAGAUGUAGACCUCUCUGCCCCCAAAGGCAAAGGACACAUCAAAAUGCCAAAACUGAGUCACCCAGAUGUUACAUUCAAAAAUCCUAAUCUAGAUGUCGGUGUGCCAGAUUUAGAUGUAGGUGCUGGCAAGCUUCCAAAAGUUAGAAAACCCAAAUUGGGCAUCGAUGUGCCAUCUGGAAAGCUGGAAAUGCCAGAAGUUGGUUUCUCUGGGAACUCACCCAGAGGGUCUAAGGUUGACCUUUCAAUGGGAAUCAAUGGGAAGAUGCCAGAAGGCCAAGCACAACUGUCAGGCUCAACGCUUGACCUCAAAAUGCCAGAUCUUGACAUUGAUGCCCCCUUUGGUAAGCCCACAACUUCAGCACGCAAUUCUCCAAAAGUAGACGCAAGAGGGUCUGCCCUCGACUUGGAUGCGGACUUGACAGUUCGACCCUCCAAGAAGACAAAAGGCAGAGCAAGCUAUCCAGUCAGUAAAGACACGUUAGAUGCUAAAGUUUCUCUACCGGGUUUGCCUCCUCCUCGAGACAGGGUGUUGACUCUUCCACAGUCCAGUGUCAGUGUCAUCAAGCCCGACAUACACCUACAGAAAAAUAAUCGGCCCAAAUCAAUGGAGUUUCUAGACGCGGUUGGCAUUGACUUAGAGAGGUCGCGCACACUGAAGGGCAAGAGAGAGCUUUAUGAUGGAAAAUUAAACAAAACAGUGGAAAUACAAGCCACAGAUGUCGAUCUGGAAGUCCCAGAGGAAUCACUGAAAGGCUCUAGCUUAACCUAUCUGCUCACUCUAAUAUGAACUGUGACAGUCUGCACAUUACUAGGGUCUCUGCAACUGUGUGUGUGUGUGUGUGUGUGUGUGUGUGUGUGUGUGUG
This is a messenger RNA of Engraulis encrasicolus (European anchovy), 6535 nucleotides long. RefSeq names its product neuroblast differentiation-associated protein AHNAK. Gene Ontology annotation, biological process: regulation of RNA splicing. The coding region runs from base 342 to 6458 and encodes 2038 amino acids. Gene Ontology annotation, cellular component: costamere; cytoplasm; nucleus. The transcript has 5 exons. The record is from RefSeq and is a predicted model, not a curated record. Lineage: Eukaryota; Metazoa; Chordata; Actinopteri; Clupeiformes; Engraulidae.